GAUUCAAUACCGGAUAUAUAUCAUCCGUGGUUUGCUAGAACUGGACCUUUCGUAACAGCAAUCAACACACAUCACCCCCUCAAAGCCACCUUUCGCCGGAUCCGGACAGCCACGAAUACAAGCAGAGCAGCAAAAGGCGGAAGUGAACUUGAACAUUGUUCCACUGCAGAUCGGACGAACGAAGAGAAGCAUUUCGUCACGCCUCAGACCCACGACACAAACGCUACAAUGGCCCAAAACGUAGGCUCAUACACAAACCCGCUCAAGAAGUUCAAGCUGGUCUUCUUGGGCGAGCAAUCAGUCGGCAAGACAUCCUUAAUAACGCGCUUCAUGUACGACUCCUUCGACAGCACCUACCAAGCGACCAUCGGCAUCGACUUCCUCAGCAAAACAAUGUACCUCGAAGACCGAACGGUCCGCCUGCAACUCUGGGACACCGCCGGUCAGGAACGGUUCCGCUCCCUCAUCCCCUCCUAUAUUCGGGACUCUAGCGUCGCCGUGGUAGUCUACGACGUCACAUCGCAAAAGUCGUUCGCUCAGACACGCAAGUGGGUGGAUGAUGUUCGCGGCGAGCGAGGGAAUGAUGUGAUCAUUGUGCUGGUGGGGAACAAGACGGAUUUGAACGAGAAGAGGGAGGUCACGGCGCAGCAGGGCGAGGAGGAGGCGAAGAGGCUGGGGUGCAUGUUUGUGGAGACGAGUGCGAAGGUUGGGCACAAUGUUAAGGGGUUGUUUAAGAAGAUUGCACAAGCGCUGCCAGGGAUGGAGGGCGAGGGUCAGCAGGCGGCGGCGAAUACGAUUGAUGUCAACGUGAACCAGACAAAACCGGAGAGCGAAGGAGGAUGCAACUGCUAA
This is a messenger RNA of Zymoseptoria tritici IPO323, 852 nucleotides long. RefSeq lists its product as uncharacterized. NCBI's taxonomy places the organism in Eukaryota, Fungi, Ascomycota, Dothideomycetes, Mycosphaerellales, Mycosphaerellaceae. The transcript has 3 exons. Bases 229 to 852 code for a protein of 207 amino acids. Gene Ontology annotation, molecular function: GTP binding; GTPase activity. The record is from RefSeq and is a predicted model, not a curated record.